Trichobilharzia szidati is the source of this 794-nucleotide messenger RNA. The record is from the annotation of a GenBank genome assembly. NCBI's taxonomy places the organism in Eukaryota, Metazoa, Platyhelminthes, Trematoda, Strigeidida, Schistosomatidae.
AGAACCAACUUCAACAUGCGUUGCUUCUUACUGUUCAUCACAAGUUUCAUUCUUCUUCAUGUUCAACAAUCUACACAAGAUGACCUAAAGACUACUAUGAUGAAAAGAACUUUAAUACAAAGUAAAUUACAAAUAAAUGCAGAAAAUUUGAAGAAGAACAAUGCGACAUUGACUAAUCUAACCAAAGCAUUACAAGAACGAAUAGGAAACAUCAAUAAUAAACUGUCACCUGACGGGUUGUCCAUUGAUGAAUAUGUUGCCUGUAUAAGAAACUUGAUGGAAGCAGAAACUGGAGUCGGACUUAUGGAGAGUCUGAUUGAAGCUAUUGAGAGCGAAAAGAAGAAUUUCGGAUUUACUAAUAGUUACAUAGCGAAAAUGAAACAGUGCUUUCAGAUUAAGAUAAAGAAAUAUGAAGGAAUGGCCGAAAGUUAUGCAUGGGAAAUUUGCUCACUUAUUCAGCCGGAAGUCUUCCAUCAGGAAAUUGAAGAAAUUACCAAUCUGAUGGGUGAACUGUAUGCUGAAAUCAAAACACAAGCGGAGACUGUAUUUCAAAGGAAAUUAUACACAGAUCAAAUGAACUGGAGCAAUUGACACCAGAAGGAUAACUGCAUCAUUUAGGAAUUAUUGUCUCUUCUAAUCACCCAAUGACUUUUCAGAGAAAUCAGUGUCGAGCGAUUAGUUAUCACCUUAAAAAUAAACACAUUCAUUGACUUUUAUUAUUAUUAAUGUCGAUAAUAAUUUCACUUAAACUGUUCCAUUCUUCUUGAAUAUUGCUGUUUUAAUUCAUUGUGUAA